AUGAGGUUACUCGAUUAUUCCGUGGGAUUUUGUAUUCAAGAAGUCGCCGCUUUGUCGACGUUGCUAGGAGAGGAGUUCGAUCGACGGAAGGUUGAGAUGAUGGAGACUGUUUUAGCGGAAGGUGGGGAUGUGAGGGCAUUUUCUCGAUACCGCGACUGGUUUAAACAGCAACUGCAUGCAAGCCGCAUUAUGCGGUUUGCUAGGUUUCUAAUGAGUCAAAAACACGUACAUCCUACUCUCCCAAGAAGCCUGCGCUUGAAGAUGCUGGAAGAACUUCUGCAUCUCCAGGAAUUGGCUAUCUCACUCAUCGAUGCUGUAGUUUCACGGGUGUUACGUUCCAAUCCCGAGGGGGAGCUUAGCUUGGAACUCACAAAUGAAGUUACAGAGGAAGUGAGACGAAUCGUCUAUCUCCGCCGUGCUCAGGUGUUCAUGUCCCCACAUUUGAGCCACCAGCUGCGAGCCAUUGAAAAUAUGAAUCACCGCGGAAUCCUUCUGCAACAAGAGAAGAUCGCUAAAAUAGAAGCACGUCCCAAACUAACCUUUGACGAGCAAGUUACCGAACUCAUUCACGUUGGAAAGUGGAGAAAAAAGACCGUAGACGAGACUCGAAAGGCGAUAGAGGAGGCCAAUGCCAAGAAAGAAGAAUCAGUGUACUACUUUCCCCCAAGGAGUCAGAGCGCUGCCAGUGAACGCCAGGGCCUGCGCUUGAAGAUGCUGGAAGAACUUCUGCAUCUCCAGGAAUUGGCUAUCUCACUCAUCGAUGCUGUAGUUUCACGGGUGUUACGUUCCAAUCCCGAGGGGGAGCUUAGCUUGGAACUCACAAAUGAAGUUACAGAGGAAGUGAGACGAAUCGUCUAUCUCCGCCGUGCUCAGGUGUUCAUGUCCCCACAUUUGAGCCACCAGCUGCGAGCCAUUGAAAAUAUGAAUCACCGCGGAAUCCUUCUGCAACAAGAGAAGAUCGCUAAAAUAGAAGCACGUCCCAAACUAACCUUUGACGAGCAAGUUACCGAACUCAUUCACGUUGGAAAGUGGAGAAAAAAGACCGUAGACGAGACUCGAAAGGCGAUAGAGGAGGCCAAUGCCAAGAAAGAAGAAUCAGUGUACUACUUUCCCCCAAGGAGUCAGAGCGCUGCCAGUGAACGCCAGGCCACAACGCCGCUCUUGCGGAGCAGCCCCCCAACACUCCAAUCACAUGGAACUUCCCAAAACUGGAGAGGCUCUCCCAAAAGCGGAUUAUCUGGUGAGGUGGAGGGAUACCUACCACGGCAUCACGAAUCCCAGGUCACGCAGAGCGCUGCUACUGAUGUCGUCAAUGGCUCAGGAACACACUUCGCCAGCAGGCGACCAGCUUGCCAAUCCCCCCUCCCAGAGUUUCAUUCUUUACGGGUUCAAAGCGAGAGCAGUUUCAUGGGAGUCACAAGCAUGAAGGAGAUAAGCACAGGUGGUUUUGGAAACACUGAGGCAAGCCUCGCUCCAGAAACCCUGCCGGCAACAGGCAGAUUCAGCCAAAUGUAUAUAGGUGGAAGCGAGCUAAAAAGCUAUGUCCAGCCAUACCAGGCUCCCACUCUUGCCUAUCAUCCUGGCCAAUCACUGCCUGAGCUGGGCACAGCUCCUUCCGAACCGGGCGUUAGCCUCAAUAUACGCUGGGAUGAACAUGCCUCUCUCGGCCCUGCCUCCACUUCUUCUCUGGACGCCAGGUUGCAACGAACAGUGGCAGGUGCCGACGUGCCACUGGAGGCACCACGGCAAGAUUGGGAUGCUGCAAAGCAGUCUGGCGUGGCCACAACACCAUCGUGGUCGCCAUGGUCCAGGAACUGGCCUCCCCUCCUACCUUCCACCCCUCCGCGUCAGACUCCAGCUUCGACUUCCCCAACGGCAGCAUGGUCACCAUGGUCCAGCAACUGGCCUACCCUCCUACCCAUCACCCCUCAGCGACAGACUCCACAUUCACACAUGACACUUGACAGGUCACAGGGAGGCACUUCCCAUCAGACAUCGCAAAAGGGCGAUCGGCUGCCAUGGGUGUCCUCGUUUUUCCCUGCUCCUUCACCCUCUUCGGGUCCCUUCACAACACAACAAUCUAUGGCCUCGGCAGGUGCUACGAUGCUCUACUCCGGGCAACCACAGGAGGGGUUUGCGAGCGAGCAGAGCAUGACCCCGCCCCCGUCACGACCUCACCUUCCCAAGCAGCCUUCUUCCAUAUCCCCUGCGUCUUCGCUAAUGAUGGAGCAGGGAGUUCA
Messenger RNA from Eimeria maxima, 2240 nucleotides. RefSeq lists its product as hypothetical. The annotation marks the transcript as partial. The transcript has a single exon. The record is from RefSeq and is a predicted model, not a curated record. NCBI's taxonomy places the organism in Eukaryota, Apicomplexa, Conoidasida, Eucoccidiorida, Eimeriidae.